AUGCUGGUGUGCGUGCAGGCUGUAAAUAUUGCAGCUCAAAUUAGGUGCCUUGAAUGGGGCCUGAGCCCCUUGGCAUCCCAGAUGGUUUGGCGGCUUCUUGUGGUGCUGGCUGCCAUUGGUGUCCUGGUUGCCGAUUUUGUCUGGAAAGCUUCCCAAUGGAACGUCAGAAACCACGACUAUGAGCCUUUGGCAGUCGUGUCAGGUGGAGAGACCGACACCGAAAAGGGCAACACAGAGCAAAAUGUGGAGCAUUUGCUCCUCCGUGGGCCCCCACAGCUCCUUUGCAUUAUCACUACGCUCUGGCUCUUGGUGCUGCUGUAUUGUGAAACGAUGACUUGGCAGCGCCUGGUGGCUAGCCUCCCAGGGUACAUCUUUGCCACCUACUUGGCUUUGGUCGUUGAGUGGAAGCAGGAGACAAAGGAUGGUUGGAAUUGGGAGAAGUGGCGGGACAGGAACCGGCACCUGACUGUGAUCAUCACAAUGGCCAUUCUGCUCUUCUUGUGGCUCAUGGUCCCCUUCAUCGAGAUGCCUUGGUACCUUGUGUCAGGGGAUCGAUGUUAUUCUGCACGGCUUUGCAGUCCGCUUAGCAAUGGCAAACGAAGACGAAGAGGGCGAAGCCCUUGGCAUCAAGACGAAGACGAAGAUCAAACUCAUCAAAAAGGAGCAAGUCCCUGGUUUCGUUGCUUGCCUUUGCUGGUCUCUCCGUCGCUUGGAUCGGUGGCUUAG
Molecule: messenger RNA, 726 nt
Organism: Durusdinium trenchii
Lineage: Eukaryota; Dinophyceae; Suessiales; Symbiodiniaceae
Source: the annotation of a GenBank genome assembly